AUGCUUCGGCAACUCUAUACCCGGGCCAGGCCCUCAUUACUAAGACCAGUCGCCCAUCACCGUCAGUUUAGGAGCCGGCCGCAGCUCAGCUUCCCUAAUUAUGCGCCGCCGCCUGGUCCAUAUUUCUCUCCACCACCCCGGUCACGAGGUAGCAGGCUUAAGGAUAUCGCUCUCGGGUCGGUGUUCACUAUUGUUGCCUAUAUAGCAUAUCAAUUUUAUUACUUCCGUCGGGUUUCCAAGGAUUUGGAGCGCGCUGUAGAAGAAAUGAGACAGGAAGACGCUAUGGAAGAUGAAUUGCACCUGAGCUUAGCUGAUGCUCGCCGCGCCGGUGAUCAUGAUCGUUUAAGGGAAAUUGUUUUUCAACACGCGCGUCGCAUCUCACCGUUAUCAUCAGACGGCUGGGCCGAGUUCGGUCCGCUACCGAGCUUUCGUGGGGCUGAAAAUAUUAUCCCCGAGGAGGAUACGUUGAUGUUUGUAUGGUACGGUGCCACCACCAACUUCUUCAGCAAUGGCGUUCUCGCAAUCCGAAUAGCCAUCAACGCCGAACUAAAUGAAGAUUUCAUCCCUUUGAAGAAUCCAAAAGAGGGUGCUGCCCUUACCGAAUUGCUUGCUCGGAUCCACUACCUAACUGCAAACUUGGUUAGAAAUGGGAUAGUGGACGAAGGUAGUGAGUUGAUACUUCAUGUGCUCUUACGAGGCAAAUCUCUCGAAAUGUCAUAUAAUAUUAAUCUACCUACUCCUGAAAAUGAAACCGAAAAUGCAGCUUGA
Molecule: messenger RNA, 768 nt
Organism: Daldinia childiae
Lineage: Eukaryota; Fungi; Ascomycota; Sordariomycetes; Xylariales; Hypoxylaceae
Exons: 1
Coding region: 1-768 (255 amino acids)
Source: RefSeq, a predicted model, not a curated record